AUGGAUAAUUUACGACAACCAGAAAGUCGUCGUACAGAUAAAAGACCCAUUUGUGGCCGGAAACGAGUUAUUUCUGAAUCUGAUGUCAACAACGAUAGAUCAGAAGGUGAAAUUUACGAAAAUUCAAACCCUGAUUUUCUUUUGACUCAAAAGAAGUAUAAGAUCCCGAAGUUGGAUAAAAAGAGAGCCGGGGGAGAAAAUCUGGACAUAAUACAACAAAUUAAUGAAUUGUUGGAGCAAUCUAAUGAUGAAAGAGAUCAUCAAGACCAUGAAAAAGAUGACGACUCAGAAAACGAUUUUGAAAAGUUUCUUGAACAAGAAUAUUCUGUUGUGGAUAAAGUUGGCAAUGUUUUGCCAGCAAAAGUUGCUGACAUAAUUAAACACAUGUUUAAUACUAAGCAAGCUGAUGAUCGGUCAAAAGGAAUAAUGGAAAAAUACCUGAGACCAGGGAAUAUUGAAUUAUAUCCUCAAAAGAUCAAUACAGAAAUUUGGGGGCAUCUGAAAAAGGAAACCCAAUGCAAAGACAUUGACUCUUUCAAAUUGAGUGAAAAAUUGAUAAAAUGUUCAUAUGCUGUUAUGAGCUUAGUAGAACUGUUAUUAAAAUCUAAGAAACAGGACAAAAAGUCAGAUGAUAAAGACAGUAGUCUGUCUUCUGGGAUUAAGACUGGAAUGGAUGCUCUUUCAUUACUUGACCAUAUAGUGCAGGAUCAUAAUCAGAUUAGACGUGAUAGUUUAAAGGUAGACUUAAAUCUACAAUAUAAAAAAUUGUGCAAUCCUUCUCAUAAUACUGAUACUGGAUCAAGUAAAUGGUUGUUUGGUGAUGAACUUGGUAAACGUGUAAAAGACAUAAAAGAAACAAAUCAAGUUGGUUCAUCAGUGGCCAGUGGAAGCCGUCUAUAUAAAAGCGUUUCAAGAUUUAAUUCUAGAUCCAAGCCUUUUUUAUCACAAGGCAACAGUCACUACAAGCGACCUCCACAAAAUCAAAGUCAGUACAGGUUCUCGAACAAGAAGUACAGUUCUCAUCAGAGAAGCAGUUACAAUCAGAACAAGAAAAAUCAGUCAGAGAAAAAAUAG
Lottia gigantea (owl limpet) is the source of this 1074-nucleotide messenger RNA. RefSeq lists its product as hypothetical. Lineage: Eukaryota; Metazoa; Mollusca; Gastropoda; Lottiidae. The coding region runs from base 1 to 1074 and encodes 357 amino acids. The record is from RefSeq and is a predicted model, not a curated record. The transcript has a single exon.